Messenger RNA from Verruconis gallopava, 1051 nucleotides. RefSeq lists its product as uncharacterized. The transcript has a single exon. Lineage: Eukaryota; Fungi; Ascomycota; Dothideomycetes; Venturiales; Sympoventuriaceae. The record is from RefSeq and is a predicted model, not a curated record. Bases 55 to 924 code for a protein of 289 amino acids.
CUUGGAUCUUUUCAACAUUUUGCACAUUCGAGCUGGGACCCAUCUAAAGCGCGAAUGAGACUGGCUCAACCUCAUGAUCAGAACAUAAUUCCAGCUCCUCCGCUGCAAUUGCCGCCAGUAGGCUCAAUCUCGACCAGACGCCCGCCUGAAAUGGCUCCAGCAGCAGAGCCGCGACAAGGCACUCUAGGAGCACCUCGACCAAGCCCCGAUUCUAGACAAACACGUGCAGUUCAGCGAUCCUGGCAGUCACCACAGGUCCGCGACGUACGCGAUCGAGUGGAAGACCUGCGCUAUGAGCUCAAAGUGCGUCAACAACCGAUCGCAGCCCGAGCGUGUGGUUUUGGGGAGCGAGAUCGAAGAGUGAUCGACCCCCCACCGAUAAUACAAUUGACCGUCAGCGAUGCGCACACGAAACAAGUCGAUCUUGACGAGCUUCGGUACUCACUCAAUGUGGUGCAUUGCACUUUGUGGAGCGCCGACGGCAGACACGAAGAAACAGCUCUCGUACAACCAGACAAGAGGGCCACCCGCAGACUUAUGGGUCAGCUCGUUGCUUCACCUUCGGUGGCCAAGGAUGAGCACGACCAAGAGGGCUGCUUCUUCUGCUUCCCCGACCUUUCGUGUCGCACGCACGGCAAAUACCGACUUCGCUUCGUGCUCAUGAGGAUCGAUCCCGCCAACCUCGUCGUCGGCGGAACGUCUCCGAUCUUGACCGAAGUCUUGAGCGACGUGUUCACGGUGUACACGGCCAAGGAAUUUCCGGGGAUGAGGCCGAGCAGCGCGUUGACGCGAGCUUUGAAACUUCAAGGGUGCAACAUCCAGGUCAAGAAGGGAAACGAGAAGAUGUUCCCUCGUAAGAGGCCUGCCGUAGGGACCGGCGACGCUCCCACGGACGGUGAUCGAGUUAAGAGGCUGCACAACUGAUCUGGAUCGUACCAGAGCGAUCACAGACGGCCAGCAAACGACGUGCAAUAUAUUUUAUCGUGGUGCAAAAUACCCCCAGGAUGAGGUGCUGGUCUAUCUUAUUGUAGGCGUACUACUUUUGGAGCCU